Messenger RNA from Heterocephalus glaber (naked mole-rat), 1882 nucleotides. It is a transcript of the gene Zic1, whose product is annotated as Zic family zinc finger 1. Gene Ontology annotation, cellular component: nucleus. The record is from RefSeq and is a predicted model, not a curated record. Gene Ontology annotation, molecular function: RNA polymerase II cis-regulatory region sequence-specific DNA binding; DNA-binding transcription factor activity, RNA polymerase II-specific. Lineage: Eukaryota; Metazoa; Chordata; Mammalia; Rodentia; Bathyergidae. Gene Ontology annotation, biological process: regulation of transcription by RNA polymerase II.
UUGCCCGGAGCAGCCACGAUGCUCCUGGACGCCGGCCCCCAGUACCCUGCGAUCGGUGUGACCACCUUUGGAGCGUCCCGCCACCACUCGGCGGGCGACGUGUCCGAGCGAGACGUGGGCCUGGGCAUCAACCCGUUCGCCGACGGCAUGGGCGCCUUCAAGCUGAACCCCAGUUCGCACGAGCUGGCCUCGGCCGGACAGACGGCCUUCACGUCGCAGGCGCCAGGCUACGCGGCCGCUGCGGCCCUGAGCCAUCACCAUCACCCGGGCCACGUCGGCUCCUAUUCCAGCGCAGCUUUCAAUUCUACGCGGGACUUUCUGUUCCGCAACCGGGGCUUCGGCGACGCGGCCGCGGCGGCCAGUGCACAGCACAGCCUCUUCGCUGCUUCAGCUGGCGGCUUCGGGGGCCCACACGGCCAUACGGACGCGGCGGGCCACCUCCUUUUCCCCGGGCUUCACGAGCAGGCGGCGGGCCACGCUUCACCCAACGUGGUCAACGGGCAGAUGAGGCUCGGCUUCUCAGGGGACAUGUACCCGCGGCCAGAGCAGUAUGGCCAGGUGACCAGCCCGCGCUCCGAGCACUACGCCGCGCCGCAGCUGCACGGCUACGGGCCCAUGAACGUGAACAUGGCCGCGCACCACGGCGCCGGCGCUUUCUUCCGCUACAUGCGCCAACCCAUCAAGCAAGAGCUCAUCUGUAAGUGGAUCGAGCCUGAGCAGCUGGCCAACCCCAAAAAGUCGUGCAACAAAACUUUCAGCACCAUGCAUGAGCUGGUCACGCACGUCACUGUGGAGCACGUCGGCGGCCCGGAGCAGAGUAACCACAUCUGCUUCUGGGAGGAGUGUCCGCGCGAGGGCAAGCCCUUCAAAGCCAAAUACAAACUGGUCAACCACAUCCGUGUGCACACGGGCGAGAAGCCUUUCCCCUGUCCCUUUCCUGGCUGCGGCAAGGUCUUCGCGCGCUCGGAGAACCUAAAGAUCCACAAAAGGACGCACACAGGGGAGAAGCCCUUCAAGUGCGAGUUCGAGGGCUGCGACCGGCGCUUUGCUAACAGCAGCGACCGCAAGAAGCACAUGCACGUGCACACGAGUGACAAGCCCUAUCUCUGCAAGAUGUGCGACAAGUCCUACACGCACCCCAGCUCCCUGCGUAAACACAUGAAGGUCCACGAAUCCUCCUCGCAGGGCUCGCAGCCUUCGCCCGCCGCCAGCUCGGGCUACGAGUCCUCCACGCCGCCCACCAUCGUGUCUCCCUCCACAGACAACCCGGCCGCCAGCUCCCUGUCGCCCUCCUCCUCCGCGGUGCACCACACAGCCGGCCACAGCGCGCUCUCUUCCAAUUUUAACGAAUGGUACGUUUAAAAUCAGAAACAAAACACCGAACAAAACACUGUUUCAGAGACUGAGCACACGCGUAGACACAUUAUUGAAAGAACCCUGCGAAUCAGAGCAACACCCCGCAACACACAGAGCCCGCAGUCCUGUUUUGUUUUAAAUCUGCCAAUAGACUCAGGACCGAGGGAGAGAGAGGAAGCAUCAGACCUUCUUAAAACGUUUCCCUUUCCUUUCCUUUCCUUUCCUUUCCUUUCCUUUCCUUUCUUUUUUAUUAUUAUUUUCCCUUUUUUUUGGCAAAGGCUUGGUAGCCGAGGUGCGGGAGUGGGGUCGGGGAGGAAGAGACCGCCUGACCAAAUGCCGCCAACCCCAAGGGCCAAUUUCUUGUUAGAUUGGGAUAGGCUUUCUGGGGAUUCGGCUUUUUUUUUUUUGCUUUGCUUUGCUUUCUUGUAAAUACAGAAUUAUUAGCUUCAAACUGUUCUGUUGGAUUCUGUAAAUAGUUCUGUCUCGGUUGGAGCGGGCGGGUGGGAUCGUGGCGUUAUGGUCUUUG